CGAGAGUGAGUGCGCAUGCUCAACGUCAAGAUGGUGGCCACCAGGAGAGGAACACGCGUUGGCUCCCCAGUAAAAAAUACAGACUUAGUAACGGAGCCUUCUACUUCGGUUAGGAGAACAAGGCGUAGAGUGAUUGUGACGAACCAGUCCCAGAGUGAACAGACCAGCGACUCCCAGCAGAAUGAUGCAGAAGAGCAGAACACAGCUCCUUCUGAACCACCGAACCUAUCUAAAAGAGAGACCAGAAGGUCCAAACGUCAUCUCACAGAUGCAAACCAGCCAGACUCUACCCAUGAAGCUGAUGUUUCUGAGUCAGAAUCCUGCUGUUCCGUGGCAUCUGGCGUCCUGAUGCAGUCAACUACAAGAGGCAGAAGGAGAGCACCGAUCAGACAGAGACCUACAGCUGCAGCACAACAGGAGGCAUCCGAAGGUGAGUCUUGUUCUUCACCACCUGCCAGCAAGCCACGUAGAAGUAUGAGAAGCCAGAAGAAGCCUUGCGUAGUCCCAGCAGAGUCCACCUCCUGCAAGGAUGAUCAUUCUGAGGCAGAGUCAUGCAGUUCUAUAGCAUCCCUGUCCAAAGUUAUAGAUUCCCGGAGGAUCACCAGGAGCCACAGGAGGACUGCUGUUUCCCCUGGAGGAGAGGAUCCCUCUGAAGCUGAUUCAUGCUCCUCUGCAGUGUCCGGCCCUCAUGGUUCCACUGUCCGCAGGUCCAUGCGCAACCGUAGAACAAAACCCACUGAGCCAAUUCCCAUUCACUUGGAGGAAAGUGAACCAACCAAGGCUUUAGCUUCUUCUGCACCCACUAGAACAAGAAGAGGCAAAAGCAAAGUGAAGUCUGCUGAUGAAAACCAAGAUUAUGACUCUGAGGGAUGUCACUCUGGCCCUAGCACAAGUCCCAGGAAAAUGGGUGGUGUUAUUGUAGUCGAUUCAGAUUCAGAAUCUCUAGCGACUAACUACAGUACUGUGGAUAGUCCUUCCUCUCUUAAGGUUAGACUCACCCCUUGCAGUAGCCGAACUGGUUCAGCUAGCAGCAACCGCGCUGUGCCUGUUUCUAGGACAAGAUGGAAAGCGACAGUCACACAUGAUGCGUCUAAUGCAACUUCAGUGGUCUCCGAGAGUGAAAAAUUAGACAGUAAGGACAGUGAACUUGAAAAAGACCAGACAGAAACCCCAAUGGGUACUGUUUCUGACAGGGAGGACAUCGAGGAGAUGGAUGAGGAAGAGACCAGUAGAACAGUUAUUAGUGUAGAUUGCCAAGAAUGUUCUAUUUUGGAGAACCUUACUCUGACUCUUGAUGAGGAUAUUAUCAGCAGUUCAAUAACAGAAGCAAAGAUGGUCGACUCUGAUUGCAGACAAGAAACCAGUUUGGUUAAUGAUGUUACUGUAUCUGAAAAUACUGAGCAUGUGGAGGAGAAACACAGCACCACAGAACAAACACCUACUGAGAAGGAUGUUAAAAUCUUAGAGGAGUGCAAGAAGAUUUCAGAGCCUGUCAUGGAAAAUGAGGCUGAGUCUGUGCUAGAGGUCCAUGGCUUAGGUGACCAGACAGGUGUUUUAGUGAUGAAGCCUGGAAAGGGUGUCACUGUGACUGAAGAGGAUCAGCCCAUCCUGGUGGAGCAACAUGAUACUAAAGACCAGAAGAGGUCUUAUCCAGCACGAACUGAAAAGAGUGUGAUGGUGGUUGUAAGAUCUGAAGAUAAACAUGAGGCAGUGGAGGAGAAGACAGACUUGGUGGCUGAAGAUAAUGCUGCUGUAUUAAACCAGAAACGCUUCGAGCUAGUUAAGAAGAAUAUAAAGGUUAGGGAAGGGGUUGAGUCUGAAGCAGCAAUGGUCCUAGAUGUUCCUCAAAAGGUUUCUGAUAGCCUAACAGUAGCAUACACUGACCUGUCAGGUCAAGACGUUGAAGAUGAACAAGACAUGGAGGUGGAGCAAAACAUAGAUGUUGAUGCUAGUCAUCAUGAUACUGAAGACCAGAGAAGUUUGGCUCCAGCGCAAACUGAAAAGAAUGUAAUGGUGGUUGUUGGAUCUGAAGAGAAAGAUGAGGCAGUGGAGGAGAAGACAGAGUUGGUGGCUGAUGAUAAUGCUGCUGUAGUAGACCAGAAACCUUCCAAGCUAGCUGAGAAGAGUGUAAAGGUUAUUGCAGGGAUUGAUAUGUCUGAAGCAGCAGAUGUCCUAGAUGUUCCUCAGGUUUCUGCUAGCCAAACAAUAACAGUGACAUACAGUGACCUGGCAGGUCAAAAAGUUGAAGACAGGGAGGUGGAGCAACACACAGAUAUGUAUGCCAUUCAUCAUGAAUCUGAGCUACAGAAUAACGCAGAAGAUGGGAGCGCUGCAGAGACAGAGCAAGAAGGACCUUCCUGUAGCUCAAAAGCCCAAGGGCACAAAACAAGUGUUCUGCAGACUAAGCCUGAAAAAAGAGUGCUGAGUUUGCUGGACAGCAGUGAGGAUGAAGAGAGUGACAGUGAAGGACUGUCAGAUGAGGGCUGCAAGGAGGAUGCUGGGGACCUGGAGAGUGAAGAUGAUGCAGUGCGCUCUGAUGAGGUCCAGCCAGGCAGCAGUAACCUGUUUGUUAUUGAUGCUCGUCCUGGACUUCAACCUAAUGAGAAGUACUACAUCGAUACCACACGCCAUGAAGAGGACGACCACCUUCAUGAUUCUAAAGAUGUGGAGGAUGAAGAGGACUUUAUUGACGAGGAAGCAGAUGAUGAAGAUGACGAAGACUCAAAAACACUCUUCACUACCAGGAGGCCAGCAUUGAUGGAAUUAUCCAGUUCCAUUGAUCCAGGUCUGAAAAUGAAGGAGCUUGGUGGAUUGUAUAUCAGUUUUGAUGGCAGCAAAUCAAAGCCUGUCUCCAACAACUUGAAAAAACUAAAGGACCAGAAGAAUCAAGACGAGUUACUGAAGAACAGUGUGAUUGUUGCUGACUUUGAAAAGAAAGAUGCUGUGCCACCAUACAAAGAAUCAAAACAUGCUGCUAAACUGAAGCGCAAGGAGGAGAAGGCUAAGACGACAGGGGACGGCUGGUUCAACAUGAGGGCCCCUGAAUUAACAGAGGACCUGAAAAAUGACCUCAAGGCACUGAAGAUGCGUUCAGCAAUGGACCCAAAGCGCUUCUACAAGAAGAAUGACAGAGAGGGAUUCCCCAAAUACUUCCAGGUUGGCACAGUGGUCGAUAACCCAGCAGACUUCUACCAUUCUCGAAUCCCUAAAAAACAGAGGAAGAGGACUAUUGUAGAGGAGUUGCUUGCUGAUGCAGAGUUCAGAAGCUUUAACAAGAGGAAAUAUCAUGAGAUCAUGGCAGAAAAAGCAGCAGAUGCAGCUGGCAAGAUAAAUAAAAAGAAGCAUAAAUUUCAUAAAAAGAAAUAAUUCUGGGAGAAUGACGGAGCAUGACAGAAGAUUUCACAUUUUGUAAGAAUGCACACAAAUUUGUAACUGACUGGAUCGCCAAUAAAUCAAUAAACCAA
Colossoma macropomum (tambaqui) is the source of this 3464-nucleotide messenger RNA. RefSeq names its product deoxynucleotidyltransferase, terminal, interacting protein 2 (gene dnttip2). Gene Ontology annotation, molecular function: RNA binding. The record is from RefSeq and is a predicted model, not a curated record. The transcript is spliced from 8 exons. Gene Ontology annotation, biological process: RNA processing. Gene Ontology annotation, cellular component: nucleolus. Bases 16 to 3366 code for a protein of 1116 amino acids. NCBI's taxonomy places the organism in Eukaryota, Metazoa, Chordata, Actinopteri, Characiformes, Serrasalmidae.